UUUUACUGUGUGAAGUUUUACAAAGGCCAUGGGGAAUUGCUUAGUUGCAGAAGAGAAAGUAAUAAGAGUCAUGGAGCCUGAUGGCAAAAUACUUGAAUAUCAACCCCCCAUCAAUGUUCAACAAGUUCUAUCGAACUUUUCCGGUCACGCUCUGUCGGACUCGUUCUCCGGCUUCCAGCAUCUUCGACCCGAUGCAAAGUUGCUCUCCGGGCAGUUGUAUUACCUUGUACCUCUCCCAUCACCAUCCAAAAAGGGUAAGAAAAAGGUCCGGUUUUCGAAUCCGGAGGUUAACAAUGAUGAUGAUCAAGGGAAGCCUGGUGUUGUGAGAAUUAAGUUGAUAAUCAGUAAGCAAGAACUUCAAGAGCUGCUUGAGAAAGGAGGAGUUUCAGCUAAGGAUAUGGUUUCUCAGAUACAAAGUAAACAAAACACAUCUGAUGUAAACUAGCAAAACAUAACAUAUAGUAAAAAACAAGUGUUUUAGCUUUUGUUAGCUAGAAUUAAUCAUAGGGAUAGAGUAGAUAGAAUAUAUAUCAAGUAUACACAAGAUAUGAAUGAUGUCUCCUUCAUGAAAA
Messenger RNA from Hibiscus syriacus, 572 nucleotides. RefSeq lists its product as uncharacterized. The transcript has a single exon. Lineage: Eukaryota; Viridiplantae; Streptophyta; Magnoliopsida; Malvales; Malvaceae. The record is from RefSeq and is a predicted model, not a curated record. The coding region runs from base 29 to 445 and encodes 138 amino acids.